This is a messenger RNA of Brassica oleracea var. oleracea, 2689 nucleotides long. Its product is annotated as vacuolar protein sorting-associated protein 35A. Gene Ontology annotation, cellular component: retromer, cargo-selective complex; retromer complex; late endosome. The transcript has 21 exons. Gene Ontology annotation, biological process: intracellular protein transport; retrograde transport, endosome to Golgi. The record is from RefSeq and is a predicted model, not a curated record. NCBI's taxonomy places the organism in Eukaryota, Viridiplantae, Streptophyta, Magnoliopsida, Brassicales, Brassicaceae. Bases 74 to 2440 code for a protein of 788 amino acids.
AGGUCGUUCUUUGACAAAUAGGAAAAAAAAAACCUGAAACCCAUCGGAGAGGAGAUCGAGAUUAGAGCGAAGAAUGAUCGCAGACGGAGCAGGAGAAGAUGAAGAGAAAUGGCUCGCCGCCGGCGCUGCGGCUUUCAAGCAGAACGCAUUUUACAUGCAACGCGCUAUUGACUCGAAUAAUCUGAAAGAUGCUCUCAAGUAUUCGGCUCAGAUGCUUAGCGAGUUGCGGACUUCGAAGCUUUCACCUCACAAGUACUAUGACCUCUAUAUGAGAGCUUUUGAUGAGUUGAGGAAGCUUGAGAUUUUCUUCAUGGAAGAAACUCGGCGUGGCUGCUCAGUCAUUGAACUCUAUGAGCUUGUCCAGCAUGCUGGUAACAUAUUACCACGUUUGUAUCUCCUGUGUACAGCAGGAUCCGUUUACAUCAAAACCAAGGAAGCUCCUGCCAAGGAAAUUCUUAAAGAUCUCGUUGAGAUGUGCCGUGGGAUUCAGCAUCCUCUACGUGGUCUCUUCUUGAGAAGUUACCUUGCGCAAAUUAGUCGAGAUAAAUUGCCUGAUAUUGGUUCUGAAUAUGAAGGAGAUGCUGAUACAGUCACGGAUGCGGUGGAGUUUGUACUACUGAAUUUUACCGAGAUGAAUAAACUCUGGGUCAGAAUGCAACACCAGGGACCUGCUCGGGAUAAGGAGAAACGGGAGAAAGAGAGGAGUGAGCUUCGUGACCUUGUUGGAAAGAACCUUCAUGUGCUGAGCCAGUUGGAAGGUGUAGACCUUGAUAUGUACAGAGAUACAGUUCUUCCUAGAGUCUUAGAGCAGAUAGUGAACUGCCGAGAUGAGAUUGCCCAAUAUUACCUAAUGGACUGUAUCAUUCAAGUUUUUCCCGACGAGUAUCACUUGCAAACUCUUGAUGUGCUUCUUGGAGCUUGUCCACAACUUCAGCCAUCGGUUGACAUUAUGACAGUGCUUUCACGUUUAAUGGAGAGAUUGUCAAGUUAUGCUGCCUUAAAUACUGAAGUUUUGCCUUAUUUCCUGCAAGUGGAAGCUUUCUCAAAGUUGAAUAAUGCAAUUGGAAAGGUGAUAGAAGCACAAGAAGACAUGCCAAUUCUGAGUGCAGUAACCCUAUAUUCUUCGCUUCUCAAGUUUACUCUUCAUGUUCACCCUGAUCGGCUUGAUUAUGCGGACCAAGUUUUGGGAUCAUGUAUUAAACAACUGUCUGGAAAAGGAAAGAUUCAUGACACCCGUGCAACAAAGGAGCUUGUCACCCUUUUAAGUGCUCCUCUAGAGAAGUAUAACGAUGUUGUUAUCGCCCUUAAACUAACAAACUAUCCCCUUGUACUGGAUUACCUUGAUAGCGAGAACAAGAGAGUAAUGGCUACUGUUAUAAUUCGAAGCAUUAUGAAAAACAAGACUAUUAUUGCUACAGCAGAGAAGGUUGAAGCAUUGCUUGAACUGAUCAAAGGACUUAUCAAUGACCUGGAUGAGCCGCAAGGUCUUGAGGUUGAUGAAGAUGACUUUGAGGAGGAGCAAAAUUCUGUUGCGCGUCUCAUUCACAUGUUAUAUAGUGAUGACCCGGAAGAGAUGUUUAAGAUUAUCAGUGUCCUCAAGAACCAUUUCCUGACAGGAGGGCCAAAGCGCUUAAAGUUCACCAUUCCACCCCUUGUUGUGUCUGCUCUGAAGCUAAUCAGGCGGUUGCCAGAGGAAGGAGACAAUCCUUUUGGAAAAGAGGCUUCGGUGUCUGCUACUAAAAUCUUCCAAUUUCUAAAUCAGAUUAUUGAAGCGCUACCUAGUGCUCCAUCACCUGACUUGGCAUUCCGAUUGUACUUGCAAUGUGCUGAGGCUGCGAAUAAGUGUGAUGAAGAGCCAAUUGCAUACGAAUUUUUCACCCAAGCAUACAUCUUAUACGAAGAAGAAAUUUCGGACUCAAAGGCCCAGGUGACUGCUUUACAACUGAUAAUUGGAACGCUGCAAAGGAUGCACGUAUUUGGUGUUGAGAAUAGAGACACUUUAACACAUAAGGCCAUGGGGUAUUCUGCGAAACUUCUGAAGAAACCGGACCAAUGUCGAGCUGUUUAUGCCUGCUCUCAUCUGUUUUGGCUAGAAGAUCAUGAGACCAUACAAGAUGGAGAAAGGGUUCUGCGUUGUCUCAAACGAGCGCUUAAAAUUGCAAAUUCGGCUCAACAAAUGACCAGCGCAGCUCGGGGUAGUACAGGAUCUGUUACCCUCUUCAUCGAGAUAUUAAACAAGUACCUCUAUUUCUACGAGAAAGGGAUUCCACAGGUCACAGUUGAAUCAGUGGAGAGCAUGAUCCAACUGAUCAAGAACGAAGAAUCGUUGACAUCUGACCCAUCUGCCGAAUCGUUCUUUGCAAGUACGCUUCGGUUUAUGGAGUUCCAAAAGCAGAAAGGCGGUGUUGUUGGUGACAGAUACGAGCAGAUAAAAGUAUAGAAGAUCUAUGAUACUGGUAACAAGAGUUUGUUUAAAACCCAUUUUGGUUGGGUCUUUUUCAGAAUCAUGAAAGGACACUUUGUGUGUGUUGAUUGCUGCUCGAAAUGUAUACCCGGUUUAGGUCUGGUUUAUUAUUCCUCGGAGUUUGAAGGCGGUUCAGGGUUUGUAACUUGUGGAAUUUGCAGUGUUUAUAAGAAUCUUGCGUGAUCACCGGUGGGGUGAAUAAUAUGAGUUCAGCGUUGGGAUAGU